This is a messenger RNA of Gracilinanus agilis (Agile Gracile Mouse Opossum), 2851 nucleotides long. RefSeq names its product FMR1 autosomal homolog 1 (gene FXR1). Lineage: Eukaryota; Metazoa; Chordata; Mammalia; Didelphimorphia; Didelphidae. Gene Ontology annotation, biological process: regulation of dendritic spine development; regulation of translation at postsynapse, modulating synaptic transmission; regulation of alternative mRNA splicing, via spliceosome. The record is from RefSeq and is a predicted model, not a curated record. The coding region runs from base 215 to 1999 and encodes 594 amino acids. Gene Ontology annotation, molecular function: mRNA 3'-UTR binding; protein homodimerization activity; translation regulator activity. Gene Ontology annotation, cellular component: postsynaptic density; neuronal ribonucleoprotein granule; dendritic spine. The transcript is spliced from 16 exons.
UUUUUAAUAGGGAUUUAUCAAAGAUGUUCAUGAGGAUUCCCUGACAGUUGUUUUUGAAAAUAACUGGCAGCCUGAACGCCAAGUUCCAUUUAAUGAAGUAAGAUUACCUCCUCCUCCUGAUAUAAAAAAAGAAAUUAGUGAAGGAGAUGAAGUAGAGGUUUAUUCAAGAGCAAAUGACCAAGAACCAUGUGGAUGGUGGCUUGCAAAAGUUCGGAUGAUGAAAGGAGAAUUUUAUGUCAUUGAAUAUGCUGCUUGUGAUGCCACUUACAAUGAAAUUGUCACCUUUGAACGACUUCGACCUGUCAAUCAAAACAAAACUGUCAAAAAAAACACCUUCUUUAAGUGCACAGUGGAUGUUCCUGAGGACUUAAGGGAGGCGUGUGCUAAUGAAAAUGCACAUAAAGACUUUAAAAAAGCCGUGGGAGCAUGUCGGAUUUUUUACCAUGCUGAAACCACACAGUUAAUGAUAUUGUCUGCCAGUGAAGCAACUGUGAAGAGGGUCAAUAUCUUAAGUGAUAUGCAUUUGCGAAGUAUUCGUACCAAACUGAUGCUUAUGUCAAGAAAUGAAGAAGCUACCAAACAUUUAGAAUGUACAAAACAACUGGCAGCAGCAUUUCAUGAAGAAUUUAUUGUGAGAGAAGAUUUAAUGGGUCUUGCGAUAGGAACCCAUGGUAGUAAUAUCCAGCAAGCCAGAAAAGUUCCAGGAGUCACAGCAAUUGAACUGGAUGAGGAUACUGGAACAUUUAGGAUCUAUGGAGAGAGUGCUGAUGCUGUUAAAAAGGCUAGAGGUUUCUUGGAAUUUGUGGAGGAUUUUAUUCAAGUUCCUAGAAAUCUAGUUGGGAAAGUUAUUGGGAAAAAUGGCAAGGUGAUUCAAGAGAUUGUGGACAAAUCUGGAGUAGUUAGGGUGAGAAUUGAAGGAGACAAUGAAAACAAACUACCAAGAGAAGAUGGAAUGGUCCCAUUUGUAUUUGUUGGCACUAAAGAAAGCAUUGGAAAUGUGCAAGUUCUUCUAGAAUAUCAUAUUGCUUACCUAAAGGAAGUAGAGCAGCUAAGAAUGGAGAGACUUCAAAUUGAUGAGCAGCUCCGGCAGAUCGGUAUGGGUUUCAGACCCUCUUCCACCAGAGGGCCUGAAAAAGAGAAAGGCUAUGCCACUGAUGAGAGUACCGUUUCUUCUGUACAAGGUUCUAGGUCUUAUAGUGGAAGAGGCAGAGGUCGUCGGGGCCCUAAUUAUACAUCUGGUUAUGGCACAAACUCCGAACUGUCUAACCCCUCUGAAACAGAGUCCGAGCGUAAAGAUGAGCUGAGCGAUUGGUCACUGGCCGGAGAAGAUGACCGUGAGAGCAGACACCAGCGGGACAGCCGGAGACGCCCUGGAGGGAGAGGCCGAAGCGUUUCAGGGGGUCGUGGGCGUGGGGGACCACGCGGUGGAAAGUCGUCAAUUAGUUCUGUGCUUAAGGACCCAGACAGCAAUCCAUACAGCCUGCUUGAUAACACAGAAUCCGAUCAGACUGCAGACACCGAUGCCAGUGAGUCCCAUCACAGCACUAACCGCCGCCGGCGGUCUCGUAGACGGAGGACUGAUGAUGAUGCUGUCCUCAUGGACGGAAUGACAGAGUCAGACACUGCUUCUGUUAAUGAAAAUGGUCUAGAUGAUAGUGAAAAAAAACCCCAGCGACGCAAUCGUAGCCGCAGGCGUCGCUUCAGGGGUCAGGCAGAAGAUAGACAGCCAGUCACAGUUGCAGAUUAUAUAUCCCGAGCUGAGUCUCAGAGCAGACAAAGAAACUUGCCAAGGGAAACUUUGACUAAAAACAAGAAAGAAAUGGCAAAAGACGUGAUUGAAGAGCAUGCGCCUUCAGAAAAGGCCGUCAAUGGCCCCACAAGUGCGUCUGGCGACGACACGCCCAAACUGCAGCAUGGCCCCGAAGAAGAGAAAUCUGGCAUCUUGAAAGAAGAAGAGAAUUCUCCUGAGGAAGCUGCUGUGCUCAAUGGCGUGUCAUAAACGGGAGUUGCUAGUUUACAGUUCUUUUACAUUACAUUUUACAAUAGUGCUCGUACAGCUUGCCAAAGAUAGGAUAUGGAUCGCCAGUCUUGACACCGCACUUUCAGUUCCUCCAUUUGGAAUACAGAAAGGGGAGGGAUCCUGAAGAAAUCAUAUGUUAAAACAUUCUUUGACACCUACUGUGUUAUAAAUAUAUCAUCAGAUGUGCCUUGAGAUAGUAUAUGUAACAUUAAAAAGAAUUGCUGGCUAUAGGAAAUGUUAUUUUGUUUUCGAAAUAUGGCAGAGAUGGGGGGAGGGGGGAUCCCUAACGUAAUAUUCUUUAUGAAAGCAUUAGCUGCUUUUGUUACAUUUUUAAUAAUAUGCAACCACUUCUUCACCUGAGGAAAACUAGAACGAAAUGCAGUCUAAAAUAUUUUGCACUGAAUUGUAAUUUCUCCAUUAGUUUAGUCUGGAAACUGGUCUGUUUUAAUACAUGUUUUUUAAAUGCUGUAUGUAGAGGAAAAAAAGCUGCAGACCACUGGAAUACAUUUGUUAAAUUCUCAAACUGCAGGGACACUGGGUGAUAUUGGCAGUGACUGUUCUACAUUGAGGCUUUGUUUGGUUUAUUUAUUAAACUGUACAGUAUUUAAAAAUCAAACAUAGCUUUAGUUAAAACACUAAGCUGAAUUAGUCAUGUCCAUUCAGACAUAACCUGAACUACUGAAAAGAUCAAUUUCCAGAAGGUUUAUUCUGUAUAAACUACAUAUGUUAGUCCUUAGUAGAGUAUUUUUAUUUUUGUUUUGGUUGUUUGAUGUGCAAUAUGUUUUUGUAUGCAGGUAGUAAAAAAUAAACUUUGAUCUUCCAUUUGCUGGA